AUGGGGCACAUACAGAAUUUCAUAUCGGGCAAACGAGUUGACCCUUCAUCACCGCCACCUUAUUUUCUGAAAUUCCGAUCUUCGAACCUUCUCAUCCUGUCGACAGUAUGUGUAGCAGUAUUUACAGAUAUUUUCCUUUACGGAAUCAUCGUACCGGUCGUACCUUUCUCGCUCAGCUCACGCGUAGGUGUGCCUGAAUCAUCGGUCCAGAGCUGGGUAUCGAUAUUACUCGCAGUUUACGGCGCAGCAUUGCUCGUUGGAAGCCCUCUGUCAGGAUGGUUCGCCGACCGCUCAUCAUCGAGACGCCUGCCGUUAUUAAUAGGGUUGAUCGCGAUGGUUGGUUCCACGGUUAUGCUGUGCCUGGCGAAGUCGGUGGCUUUGCUGAUUUUGGGACGCGUAUUCUCAGGGUUGAGUGCAGCCGUUGUGUGGACCGUAGGACUAGCUUUAUUGGUCGAUACCGUUGGACAAGGCGAGAUUGGACAAACAUUGGGAUACGUGAGCUUGAGCAUGUCUCUUGGGAUUCUAGUGGCUCCCUUAUUAGGGGGCAUUGUGUAUGAAAAGGCUGGAUAUUACGCCGUUUUCUACAUGUCUUUUGGAUUAUUGGUCUUGGAUAUUUUGCUUCGCUUAAUAUUAAUCGAGAAGAAGAUUGCUCGACAGUGGCUGAAUGAUGAAGUCACCGACUCUGGACGCAGCUUGGACUCAGACUCUUCGCCUACUCGCAACGAGGAUGCAGUCAGCACAGAGGCAGGGAAUGAAAACAAUACGACCACGGACGCGGAGAAGGUAGCACAAAGUGAGCCUUCGGGUACUACCGAAGCUACGCCUACCGUUCCACACGGCAUCAGUAAAUGGCCUCCAAUUUUCACUCUUCUAAAAUCUAGGCGGCUCUGUGCUGCACUAUGGGGUUGUGUAGUUCAAGCAUCUCUCAUGACAUCAUUUGACAGUGUCAUUCCUCUAUUCGUCCAGGAAACUUUCCACUGGAAUUCCGUUGGAGCAGGACUGACAUUUCUUGCUGUUAUGGUACCCAGUUUCGCCGCGCCAGUUGUCGGAUGGGCUUCAGAUCGUUAUGGUCCACGUUGGUUAUGCGUUGUCGGAUUUUGUUUCGCAACCCCAUUUUGGGUUCUCCUACGCUUCGUUACCUAUGAUUCUUUGAACCAGAAAGUUCUUCUUUGUGCAUUACUAGCUCUCAUUGGCGUCUCCUUGACUUGCGUCAUACCGGGGCUAAUGGCCGAGAUCACCUAUAUCGUCGAAGCUAAGGAGAAAGAAAUACCUGGGCGAUUUGGGAAAAACGGAGCAUAUGCACAAGCGUACGGUCUUUUCAUUACGGCCUUUGCAGCUGGUACUCUCAUCGGCCCAGUCUGGUCAGGUUAUGUGAAGGAUUCUGCAGGAUGGGGUACAAUGGCAUGGACAUUGGGAUUGUUCAGUUUGACUGGCGCUAUCCCAUGUUUGAUCUAUACCGGGGGUUUGAUCACCGAGGUCAAUGCUAAGACUGCAGAGGAAAGAGCAGUCAACUCACAAUCGAGGGCGAUCGAUGGUCCUCUAGCUGCAACAAGGGAUGCAGAGGAUAUCGUAUGA
Messenger RNA from Sclerotinia borealis F-4128, 1575 nucleotides. The record is from the annotation of a GenBank genome assembly. NCBI's taxonomy places the organism in Eukaryota, Fungi, Ascomycota, Leotiomycetes, Helotiales, Sclerotiniaceae.